Cylindrotheca closterium is the source of this 912-nucleotide messenger RNA. Lineage: Eukaryota; Bacillariophyta; Bacillariophyceae; Bacillariales; Bacillariaceae. The record is from the annotation of a GenBank genome assembly.
AUGGUGGUGCCCAACAUACGAAACCCAAAUCGCCAUCGCACUCUUCAGGUAGCCACGCCAACCAAGUCACAGUAUGAUCUAGAACCUGAAAAUACCUUUGCAUGCAGGCACGUUGGAAGACGCACAAAGGGAGGAAUUGGAGGAGGAACUGCAGGUGGAUUUAUAAUUCUCCAUAGCAGCGAAGCCUACCGUUCCAAUGGAUGUAAUGGAACUGGCAACGGGAGUGCUGUUGCGAUUGUUCUUGCCUUGGUUGGCGUGUGCCUUGCAUUCAUUGGCAUCGCUUUCGAAUGUAGCAAAUCGGAAAAGAAACGCAACGAGAAUCGCGGUGACAUUGGGACCACUCGAAAUUCCAUUUAUCGUCAGCGGAGUCAACGAGCCGUUGCCAACAACAGCACCGCUCCAAGCAACGACAAUGCUACAUCGGCUAAUGCCGAUCAGAUUCAUACUACAUCAAACAUCAUCAACAGCCCAUCAGGUGGGGAUCCAACUCCAUACGUUACCGGACUCAUCAUUCCUGAACGGAAUAUCGCAAUGAAAUCGAACUUUUACUUUCAAACUGUGUUGCUGGAUAAGAGUAACAUUGAUCCAAGUGCCCUUAGAGAAGAAGCUGAAAUUGCUGGAGAUAGUGUGAUUGAAAAUGGUGUUCCACCUGGCAAAAGGGGAAUCAAUAAGGUUGCUAACAAUUCCUCUCAAGUGUCGUCCAGAUUUCUCAUGUCUGCUUGGAGACGAUCCACCCUGAACGACGAAUGUUCGAUUUGUCUACAAUCGUACGAACCUGGACAAACCAUCUGCUUGGCAAAGAAUACUCUGUGUAAUCAUGUCUUCCAUCAGGACUGCAUUGAGGAAUGGUUCAACAAGGAUCACUCAGAUUGUCCGCUGUGCCAAGUAAAUCUCGUUUGCAAACCGCUAUAA